GAAGAGCACAGCAGUGGAAGUGUAUUCAAAGAAAACAAAGUCAAAGACAGAUUUCAUAGAGAAAGAUGGAGAUUUAAAAAGUUGUUCCUCUGAAGAUAUAAGGAAAGAAUCAAGUUCAAGGGAGGAUUGUACACCAAUGGAAGUGAAUUCAAAAAACCCAAAUUCAAAGAUUCAUUUCAUUGAGAAAGAUGGAGAUUCUAAAAGCUGUACCUCUGAAGAUGAUUUACAGAAUGAUCUUGUUAGUGAUAGUUGCGGAACUGAGUACAUGGAAUCUGAUCAGGAAGAUGUAUAUGAUGAGAAUUUCGAGUCCAAAAUUGUAACUGUUGAUAAAGCAUUUUAUGUUCGUCAGAAAGAGGACGACGUUUCAGAAAAUAAAAAUGAUGGAUCUAGAAAGAUAGAAGAUUCAGAUGAAGAAAAGGAAGAUGUUUAUGAAGAGAAAGAAGAUACAGGUAAAGAAAAAGAAGAUGCAAAUGAAGAGAAGAUUUCUGGAAGAAUCAUUCUAAAUGUAAAAAUAAAAAAACCUAAAGAAAGCAUUUCAGAAGAGAAAAUGAUCGAAAAUUGUGGAAGCAUUAUAUUGAAGAAGAGAGUGCCAGUGAUAAAGCUGCCAAGGAUUUCAAAGGAGAAGUUGCUGGAGGAUUAUGAAAAGAGUAUUUCAAAGAAGAGCACAGCAGUAGAAGUGUAUUCAAAGAAGGGAACUUCAAAGACUGAUUUCAUAGAGAAAGAUGGAGAUUUGGGAAGUUGUUCCUCUGAAGACGAUUUACAGAAUGAUGAUUUUAGUGAUAGUGAUGGAUCUGAGUACGUGGAAUCUGACCAGGAAGCUGUAAGUGAUGAGAGUUCCGAGUCCAAAAAUGUAACUAGCGAUAAAAUAUUUGAUUGUUUUCUUUGUGGUGAAAAGUUUUCGACUAAAAUUAAAAUGGUACAUUACAGACGACAGCACAACUUAAAAGGUGCAAUUUGUGAAGAGUGUGGCAAAGUGACUAAGUCUAGAUCUGCUCUUGUUUGUCAUAAGAAAAUUCACAGGGCUAAAAAGGGGGAAAGGGUGAAAAAGGUGAAAUGUAGAGUUUGCAAAAAGUCUUUCUCAGAAGCUCUCCAUUUACGCCAGCAUGUUUGUAAUGAGGAACUAAGAGUUAGACAUAUUUGUGAGUUAUGUGGAUCUACAUACGGCAGAAGGGCUGACUUGAAUCAACAUAUGCUUAAAGUGCAUGACGAUAGAACAUAUGAUUGUGGACAGUGCGGAAAAUCUUUUAAUCAUCCAGCUAAUUUAAGAGUACAUCUUAAGAUCCACAAAGGAGAAAAAUCCUUUAUCUGUGACAUCUGUGGGAAGGGAUUCAUAUUCUCCGGGGCAAUGAAUCGCCACAAGAGGAUGCAUGCAGGUAUUAAACCCUUUAAAUGCAUUACAUGUGGAAAGUUCUUUAGAUCGAGAUACGAAUUAAAAUGUCACCAGCGCAUUCAUACAAAGGAGUUGCCAUUCCAAUGUGACCUGUGCCCAAAAGCUUGCAAUCAAAAGACCUCCCUCCAGUUACAUGUGAAAAACCAUCAUCAUUAUGAUAAAAGUGAUAUGUGACAUGAUCAUGUGCCUCCUCUUGUAAAGAUGUUCUAAGACUUGUUUAAGUUUUUUUGUCUCUUUAUCUGUGCAUGUUUUAAAAUACCUUGCUUUAUUUAA
Molecule: messenger RNA, 1663 nt
Organism: Saccostrea cuccullata (small rock oyster)
Lineage: Eukaryota; Metazoa; Mollusca; Bivalvia; Ostreida; Ostreidae
Product: zinc finger protein 181-like
Exons: 1
Coding region: 137-1564 (475 amino acids)
Biological process (GO): regulation of DNA-templated transcription
Molecular function (GO): DNA-binding transcription factor activity, RNA polymerase II-specific; RNA polymerase II cis-regulatory region sequence-specific DNA binding
Source: RefSeq, a predicted model, not a curated record